AUGAGCGCCGCCGAAAUCGACUUGACGUCGCCGUCGUACGGCGCGUACGCGGUGCUGAUGCCGCCGGCGCUGCAGCACCUUGAGGGCCGCUUUAUCAACGCGCGUAGCCAGCUUCUCUUUUACUUUGCGUUGUUCCCGCCAGAAACUCAGACACUGCAGGGCGUCGUGCUGUUCCUCCACGGCUCAGGUGAUCACUGCCGCCGGUACGUCUUCCUGUACGAGCGGCUGUGCGAGGCAGGUUUCGGCGUCAUCGCCUACGAUAUGGUAAAUCACGGCGCGAGCCACUGCGACUCAACCAAGACACGCGGCCACGUGCGCAGCUUCCGACACUUGGUGGAGGACACGAACGCUUUUGUCACGUUCGCCAAAAGGUCCAUCUUCUCUCAGGUCAAGGCGCUUCAAUUUGGCUCGCCGACGGGCUCCCACAGCUCCGCUAGCAGCCAGACCUGGACGCCCCCGAUGAUCAUCUCGGGAACCUCAUUCGGUGCAUUGCUGGGCAUGCACACGGUGCUGUCGGGGGUUCACGACUUCCAGGCGGCCUUUUGGGGCGGUGCAACCGUCGGGAUGGAGAUGUCGACGGCGUGGAAGCUGCAGGCGAAGGUGAUUCAUGCGCUCUCACUCUUAGUGCCCAAGGUUCGCCUCGUGGCGCCACUGGACUACGAAAUGCUGUGGCGCGACCCGGGAGACCUUGAAGAUUUCAAGUCCGAUGCGCUAGCGACAACGGAGGAUAUCACAGCCAGGACCAUGCAUCAGACAAUGGACGCUAUGAACAGGCUGAUGCGUGACAAGCGAGUUGAACAGCUCGGCAGCAACUUUUGUGCCCUGCGGAUGCUCUUCCUUACGGGCUCUGAGGACCACAUCGCGGAUCAAGACGUGACGCGGCAAUUCUUCAACCGACUGGCAAACACAGAGAAGGAGUUUAAGGUUUUUGAUGGCGUGUUCCACUGCGUGUUCGAGGACCCGGAACGAGACGAAGUAGUGGCCUACUUGCUGCGGUGGUUGCGCCGGGGACGCGUUCGUACAAUAAUGUCGACCCGAAUCGGGUACUAG
This is a messenger RNA of Phytophthora nicotianae INRA-310, 1050 nucleotides long. RefSeq lists its product as hypothetical. Gene Ontology annotation, molecular function: lipase activity. The coding region runs from base 1 to 1050 and encodes 349 amino acids. The record is from RefSeq and is a predicted model, not a curated record. Lineage: Eukaryota; Oomycota; Peronosporomycetes; Peronosporales; Peronosporaceae. Gene Ontology annotation, cellular component: membrane. The transcript has a single exon.